AUGCGGAUUGGAUUCCUCGAGGAGUUCCACCAUCGACACCGCAACUACAUCCUUGGACGGGUUCUCGAAGACAUGACCCCAUUCAAGGGACACUUCCCGGCAGACCUUCGUGACGGACGCACUCGGCCGGUACCCCCGACCCAUGAGUUGUUAUCACUCGUCGACGAGGACAUGGCGAUGCAGCCGCCAGACCCCGAACCACCCACACCCGGUGCUGGCAACGCCCCUGCUGGCAGCAGUCAGCUGGGCCCCAACCCCGGAGCGACCCCCGAGGCUGAUGACCCUGACCACGACAUGGGCAGCCACUAG
Messenger RNA from Sparassis crispa, 309 nucleotides. RefSeq lists its product as hypothetical. The transcript has a single exon. The record is from RefSeq and is a predicted model, not a curated record. Lineage: Eukaryota; Fungi; Basidiomycota; Agaricomycetes; Polyporales; Sparassidaceae. The coding region runs from base 1 to 309 and encodes 102 amino acids.